Molecule: messenger RNA, 258 nt
Organism: Sphenostylis stenocarpa
Lineage: Eukaryota; Viridiplantae; Streptophyta; Magnoliopsida; Fabales; Fabaceae
Source: the annotation of a GenBank genome assembly
AUGGAAGUGUGUUUAUUUAAGAAUAGAUUUGAAGCUUCUGCUUCUGCAACGUUAGACAUUAGGUUUGCCACCUUUCAAGAAGAUGAAACCCUAGUUUGUGUAUUCCCCAGAGACAUGAUUGCGUUUUUGUCUUAUUCGAUUUGUUACGUUCGUAUUGUGACUUGCACCCGGUGCACCGUUCACGGAAUUAUGUACGCCACCGCAAAAGGAAACUGUGAAAGGGAAGCAAAAGAUGCAAAGCUCUCUUUGAAUGAAUGA